Molecule: messenger RNA, 2208 nt
Organism: Selaginella moellendorffii
Lineage: Eukaryota; Viridiplantae; Streptophyta; Lycopodiopsida; Selaginellales; Selaginellaceae
Product: putative leucine-rich repeat receptor-like serine/threonine-protein kinase At2g24130
Exons: 1
Coding region: 877-2136 (419 amino acids)
Molecular function (GO): protein binding
Source: RefSeq, a predicted model, not a curated record
GUAACUUGUUAAUAUAAAUAAACUAAGAAAAAAAUAAUGCAUUUUUAAUAUUUUACUUAUUCUAAAAUGCACAUCAAUUAUAUAAGGUAAUAAAGUAAAGUAGAGCUUACUUUUCUAACAUAGAAAAGUGGCUCACAUUCUGCUUUGUGCUCGUUUGUUCUUAAAAGGAACUCUUCGUUUCAAUCAGUGAUCAUGUCCGGCCCCAACCUGACCGUGAGUUACAACGUCCCUUUCGCGUGGCUCGCUCGGCCUAACGAACGUGAUUCCGCCCACACCAACCAUAUGAAUCGCUCACUUCCAAGAAGCUGUUCUUCCUCGUCUCCCCUUGUUGUUUUGCUUUUGAUUUGUCUUGCCUUUGACGAGAGCCGAGCCCAUCCAACCAGAGCUGACAGAUGCCUCGCACUACCUCAGAAAAACACCGGUUGCCAUCACGGUUGUUGCACCAGCGUCGUGAGUGGCAACAAAAAAAUAACACAUCCCUUCGGUGCCUGGAACUUUUAACUUCGGGCCCCUGCCCGCCCCGCAUUUGCAACGGUCCAAAUCGUGUCAUCCAUCUUGGCUUCAAGCUCAUCGAGCACCAGCCUGUAGCUUCCUGUAGCCCUUGCCUAUCUAUAGCCCUUUCCUCCAUCUAGCUCGUCUUGAUUGCAUGGAAGAAAAAGCCUUGGACUGCCAUCGCCAGAGUUCUUCCAGUCUGAUCUCCUGUGAUACCUGAGCUGCCUCGAGAUUCAAUUGUCUCCUCUUCUUUCACCACCCCCAAUUUGAUUCACCAUCCUAGCCAGCGAAAAGAGUGUGGGAUCGCUUUGUUUCUUCGUUUGAUCGAGUUGAGCAGCCUGUUGGAAGAGGGAGGCGUCAGGAAAAGUGAUCCUACGAAAAGGAAUGAGUAUGAAAAUCUCUUGCCUUCCAGUGCUGCUGCUGCUGCUGCUGCUGCUCGGUAUCGUUCAUCUCUCAGUGGCAGAGACUCAUCCGGGCGAUGUCACGGUGCUCAAGAACAUCAAGGCAGCGGUGGCAGCGUUUCUACCGCAGUCCAGCUGCGUUGCUUCGUGGGACUUCUCGCGUGAUCCCUGUGACUCGUACGCGUCGGAGAAAUUCGUCUGCGGCUUCAGCUGUGACGCGGCCAAUCCUCGGAGCAAGAGAAUCGCACGGCUUGAGCUGGAUGCGUCUGGCUACUCUGGUGCAAUUCCUCGGUCACUUGGCAACCUCGAGUCUCUGGUGGUGCUGGACAUCUCGCAGAAUUCUUUCACGGGAUCCAUCCCUUCGGAAAUUGCGAGGCUCAGGAAUUUGCAGAAGUUGGACUUGUCAGGAAACAAGCUGUCCGGGGCUCUCCCACAAUCCAUGGCUCAGCUCAACAAGCUUGAGUACCUGUCGGUGGCAAACAACAAGCUUAGUGGAACUCUUCCAGUAAGUUUGUUUUCUUCUAUGAAAGAUUUGCAAAGGCUUUACCUCCAAAACAAUCAAUUCGCUGGUGCGCUUCCGACGUCACUCUCCAAUACCGUCAACCUGAGAUACUUCGACGCCAGCCAUAAUGGCUUCGCGGAUAGUCUGCUCUUCUCCAAGCUGCCGAAGUCUCUAUACCAGCUUUCACUGCGAAGUAACGCAGCCUCUCUGACGCUUGACAGCCCCGACGUUACAAGGUUUCAGGAUCUCGAGGUGCUGGACUUGAGCAGCAACAAAGUAAGGGGACCUCUCCCUUCCACGAUAUUCUUGCUACCGAGCCUCCAGCAGCUAAACCUUUCCCACAACCAGCUCACUUCAAUCAGCUCAACCGAUCACCUGGAUUUUAGCAACAGCCAGCUCGUUGCUUUUGACGCGAGUCAUAACAACAUCCGAGGCAGCUUGCCGGUUGCAUUGUCGAGGCUUAACAGGCUUUCAUCCCUCUCCUUAAGCAGCAACCACUUCACCAGUAGAAUCCCAGACGAGUACGCGAAGAAAGUUGCAGCCGACGGUUCCACUGCUCUACCGCUGGCCAGACUGUUCUUGGAUGGAAACUAUCUCCAAGGCGAGGUACCCAGCCUGUUUCUAAAGCCCCUCCCAAAUCUCAUCAGCGCCAGCUUCACAUACAACUGCCUCAAGAAAUGUCCAGCCAGUCUUUCCUUCUGUAGUGGAAGCCAGAGGCCCGAUUCCGAGUGCCGCUACUAGAUAUAAGUCGACUCGUCACCACCACGUUAUCGUUGACAUAAAUAAACAAACUGCUGCCUACUAUGUUACAUA